Messenger RNA from Solanum stenotomum, 600 nucleotides. Its product is annotated as photosystem I reaction center subunit psaK, chloroplastic. Gene Ontology annotation, biological process: photosynthesis. NCBI's taxonomy places the organism in Eukaryota, Viridiplantae, Streptophyta, Magnoliopsida, Solanales, Solanaceae. The record is from RefSeq and is a predicted model, not a curated record. Gene Ontology annotation, cellular component: membrane; photosystem I. The transcript has 3 exons. Bases 139 to 531 code for a protein of 130 amino acids.
CAAACUCUUCAUAAACUUCUUUCCACACAAAUAGAUAUAUAACAAUUUAAACAUAGAAAAGCAAAGAAAUAUUCCAAAACAAAGAGAGAAAAAUAAAACACAUUUCCAUUGUUUGAUUAUCUUGAGUUUUUUGCAACAAUGGCUUCCACCAUGAUGACUACUCUACCACAAUUCAAUGGGCUCAAACCCCAACCUUUCUCAGCUUCUCCAGUUCAAGGCUUGGUGGCAAUUCAACCAAGGCGCAACAAAGGACAAGGUGGUUUGGGAGCUCGUUGUGAUUUCAUUGGCUCAUCCACUAAUUUGAUAAUGGUGACAUCAACAAGCCUAAUGUUGUUUGCUGGUAGAUUUGGGCUAGCACCAUCAGCAAACAGGAAGGCAACUGCAGGGCUAAAACUUGAAGUGAGGGACUCUGGCUUACAGACAGGGGACCCUGCUGGAUUUACACUUGCUGAUACUUUGGCUUGUGGUACUGUUGGUCAUAUUAUUGGUGUUGGAGUUGUUCUUGGACUCAAAAACAUUGGUGCUAUCUAAACUUUGUACUAUUUACUAUUAUGUUUAUAAAACCAAAUCAUCUUUUGUGAAUUAUUCAUAUUUCUACCA